AUGAAACUGUUCAUAGUAGCUGCCGUUCUUGGGGUUUGCUCUGCAGCCCGUUUGGACAAUGCCUACCUCCCUCCUAGGGGAGGAGCAGGUGCAGGCUACGGCGCUAACGGUGGCUUCGGCGGCUCGAACGCUGGCUUCGGUUCCGGAAACGGCUUCGGAGGUGGAAACGGUGGCUUCGGUUCAAGGGGUAGCGGUUUCGGCUCUGGACAAGCCAGUUUCGGAUCUGGAUCUGCUGGUUUCGGACAGAGUGGUGCCGGAGCGUACAAUGGCGGCGGUUUCGGCGGCGGCAGACAGUCCGCUGAUGCUGGCGCGCAGAUCUUGAAAUUGAACAGUGAAGUUACGGCUGACGGCUUUUCUUACGAAUACGAAACAUCAAAUGGCAUAAGAGCCGACGCAUCUGGUGUAGCCACCAACGGUGUCCAGUCCCAAGGUAGCUUCUCUUACAAGGGAGACGAUGGUCAAGAUUACAGCAUCACUUACACAGCUGACGAGAACGGCUACCAGCCACGCGGAGCUCAUCUGCCCACCCCUCCCCCCAUUCCAGAGGAGAUCUUGAAGAGCCUGGAACAGAACGCGAGGGAUGAAGCCGCUGGCAUCAUUGAUGAUGGCCAAUACAGAGGUGAGGGAGCUGGCGCUGGUGCCGGCGCUGGUCGUGGGGGAUACGGAGGUCAAGGUUCUGGCUACGGUAACGCAGGAUCCGGCUUCGGAGGUCAAAACUCUGGAUACAGUAACCAAGGAUCCGGUUUCGGAGGUCAAAACUCUGGAUACAGCAAUCAAGGAUCUGGUUUCGGUGGGCAAGGAUCGUCAGGCUUUGGUGGACGAGGAUCUGGUUUUGGGGGUCAGGGUUCCAACUUCGGAGCUCCCUCUAGGCAGUACCUGACACCCAACGCUGGACGUGGUUCUGGAAAUGGAAACUUUAACGCGCAAUCCGGCUACCGCUACUAA
Molecule: messenger RNA, 945 nt
Organism: Leptosia nina
Lineage: Eukaryota; Metazoa; Arthropoda; Insecta; Lepidoptera; Pieridae
Source: the annotation of a GenBank genome assembly